This is a messenger RNA of Argiope bruennichi, 664 nucleotides long. Its product is annotated as U24-ctenitoxin-Pn1a-like. The coding region runs from base 146 to 499 and encodes 117 amino acids. The transcript has 5 exons. The record is from RefSeq and is a predicted model, not a curated record. Lineage: Eukaryota; Metazoa; Arthropoda; Arachnida; Araneae; Araneidae.
ACAUUAUAAAAUAGAGGGAUAUUGUCGUGGCUCAGAGAACAGAGUCGUAAAACAUCCUUUCCACCUGUGGCCUCUCUUACAAUAUAUACAUUCUCUCCCUAUUCUAAAGAAAGUACCGAAGGGGAAAAAACUUCUAAUAAGCAACAUGAAAAACUUAUUUAUAUUGUUGUUGGUGACAACGGCAGCUAUCAUCACAGAAGCUGUACGAACCCAGUCGGACUGCCAAAUCCACAGGAACAGAGAAAUGAAGAGUAUGGCCCCUCUCCCCAUGCGCUUAAUCCCGAAUUGCGACAAAAAUGGAGACUACUUGCCCAUGCAGUGCUUCCAGAACAGCAAAUUCUGCAGGUGCUACAGCAAGGAUGGGGAUCUGCUCACUCCACCAUCCACCAAGUUGAAAAGUUGUGAUUGCAUAGCGAAGAAGAACGAAAUGCAGAAAAAGAAUUUGUCUCGAUCAAGCAUACCUCAGUGCAAUACCGAUGGGACUUACAAGAAAUCAUAAUGGAUGGACACCUAUGAAUCUUUGCUGCUGUGUCCAAUCGAUGAAGCCACAGGAAUUAUGUUAAGGAACUUGUUGCUUCAAUACAACUUGAAAGAGAAAUUCUGCAUACCUUUAUAAAAUUGUAAUAAUGUAUAUGAAAUACUUCCAAUAAAUUCAUUUAUCUUA